This is a messenger RNA of Pocillopora verrucosa, 2297 nucleotides long. The record is from RefSeq and is a predicted model, not a curated record. NCBI's taxonomy places the organism in Eukaryota, Metazoa, Cnidaria, Anthozoa, Scleractinia, Pocilloporidae.
UGACGUCAAGGCGAAGGUGGCCCGCACGUUUUCUGAUCUACUCGAGUAAAAGGCAUAUUUUACCGCUAGAAAAUGGUUCUAGCAUUUCGUCGCCGGAGUGGUUUUCUCGCCGUCUUUAUUCUUGCCGGAAUUUCUGCGAUUGAAUCUCAACAAUCUGGAAUUGCGCCUGAUUUAAGGAAAUCUUCUCCUCCAAGGGUCGUGAAACCAGUAGGACAAGAGGAGGUGAAACUGGUGUGCAAUGUGAAAUACGCUAAAAACUACACUUGGUAUAAGAAUCAUAAAAAGAUUCAUCAGCCGGCUGAUCGAUAUGUUGUGAAAACUCCGCGGUAUUUGCGAAUAACGGACGUUCUUAAAUCGGACAGUGGAACGUUUGUUUGUAUUGCUUCCAACAAAUAUGGAACAGUAAAUUGCACAAUAAGGCUGAAUGUUGAAGAUCCAACGGUUUCAUCUACAAAUGUCUCAGGAGCUGUGAAGCCCCACUUUCUGUAUCCAGACAAAAUGGCGGAGGCAAAAUCAGAAUAUACGGAGGGAGAAAAAUUCCAACUACUAUGUGACGCCAAAGGAACACCAACUCCGACGGUCACGUGGUACAGGGGUAAAGAAAUAUAUCGUGGUCACAGAUCUGACGAAACGAUAACACCAGGGCAUUAUCACUAUAAUAUACAUUUUAACGGGGUGGAUGUCGCAGACGGAGGAAAUUACACGUGCGUUGUGAAAAACUCAUUUGGUACUUUGACUCAUUCGUACGUCUUUGACGUGAAGGAGCAUAUUCGAAGUCUUCCUCAGAUCCUAUCUAUUUGGGGACAGAAAAAACCUGAAUAUGCUGGAACCGAUUUGCAGAUGCGCGCCAUUGUCCUUUCCAAGAAUAUCAAUACGAAAUUCUUUUGGUAUUUCAGCAAACGCUUUGUUCCAGAUGAAACCAAUCUAGGCACUUUAAUAAACCAAACUUUGUUUGAAAGUCGUCUGGAGACGCCGCCUCCGCCUAGCAGUGUAUCGUGGCUAAAAUGGAAGGUAGUCCUGAAUUUGAAAAAUCUUUCUGUGGCUGAUUCGGGUUCAUAUUGGUGCCAGGCUGAAAAUAUCCUUGGAACUGUUCAACGUCAGACUUCGCUUAAAGUGACUACAAGGCCCAUUACACCAUCUCCUUCAGGUUCUACUGUUAGCCUGACAUCCAUCAGUUUUGAAAGUGAAGCAGUUACGCAGACGUCAAUGGGUUGGACUGAUAGAAUAAGGUACCCGGUGGCUGUAAUCGCAGUUCCAGUGGGCGUGGUCGUCCUCUUGAUCAUAGCUUCCGGUCUCUUUUAUUGGCAGGUGAAGAAAGGCCGAGCGAGCUCGUCCGCGACGAUGAAAAGCCGACACAACAUCGGUUCACUUCAAGCGAAGUACGUAGUCCAGUCAAAUGAGUACGUAAUAGUGCCAGACCUAAAAGGACUUGGGAAUGAUUUUGGCACCAACUGAUUGUAGAUAAAAAGCCUCAUAAAAGAGGAACUCAAAAGUAAAGUUAAAAGAGAAAAAAGACCGAGGGGGUAAAAACAACAGCAAGACAUCUAAAAUUGCCCGACACGAAGAGCAGUUAUCACUUUGUUACAUCUAUUUGGAAAUCGCAAAAUACAGUCGCUCAAAUAUAGAUUAUUUCAGUCUCUACAAAUAUUUUAUUGAUUCAGUGAUGAGCUGGUUUGGAAAAAGUUGUAAAAGCUGUCUUUAAUUUUCCUUGCGAUUUGAUGGAUUUCUUUAAAUAAGCCUUGAAUAAUUGAUGUGUUUUAAUAAAGUUGUCUCAUUGGCAUGGAAAAAGAUGCGAUUUAGAACAUAAAGUGGUGCGAUUCGUGGAUAAAUCGCACGAUGAGAGCCUGUCAGAUUGCAAGGAUCACAACUGAUUUCAAAAUGGAUGUAACAAACAUAGUAAAUUAACCAUGAGCAGAAUUUCAGUUUAGCAGAAUAAAUGAAUAAAACUGCAUACCCUCAAAGAAACACAAAAGGGUUUGUCAGGCUUUGUUCAAAUUCAAUUCUUCAGUUCAGUUUCGAUUAGUUUUUUUCUACAACCGUCGAAGGGAAAGGAUCAACGUUUUAGUUGUUAGAACCAGUUUCCUUACCGAAGGGACCGCUCUUUUCUGCAGCAUGUUUGGUCUCGUCACGCAACGAUGGACGGCUUCAAGGAGAUGUUAGUAGGAAACGGUUCUCACACCUUAAGUGUUUUUUCUUUGACUUAUUUCCUCGUGCGUUUCAAUUUCAUCCAUAGUUAAAAUGUUAUUUUUGAUUGAUUUUGGUUGAAAUAAAGUACCUUGUGGGUUUGAAACAAGAAA